AUGACCGAGGCCGACAAAGCACAAGCCAACAGUCUGCAUGAUUAUGGUGUGAGAACAUGUCAUAUAAUGGGUUUCAUGUUAAAGCAAAAGGGAGGACCUGGAAAAAUUGGUUUUACAAAGAAGAAUUUGUAUAAUCAUUUUGACAAAUCAAGGCGUGCUAAAGUGAAAGAUGGUGAUGCAUAUGCAGCAUUGAGUUACUUGAUUUCUAAGGCCGAUGAGGAUCCAUUGUUGCAAGGAAAAUUUUCUCUGAAAGAUAAUAAACUUGAAAAUUUAGUAUGGGCUGACGGAGCUAGCAUAAUCGAUUAUCAAUGUUUUAGCGAUGUACUAGCAUUUGACACAACAUACCAGAAGAAUAAAUAUAACAAGCCAUUGGUUGUCUUCUCAGGAACUAACCAUCACGGUCAGAUAUGCAUAUUUGGUUGUGGCUUGCUAGCAGAUGAGAAGCAUGAGACAUAUGUAUUAGUUUUGAAGAUUUUUCUUGAAAUAAUGGGUAAUAAACUUCCAACAGCAGUGGUGACAGAUGGUGAUCUUGCAAUGAGAGGAGCAAUUAGAGAGGUGAUGCCAAAUGCAACGCACCGACUUUGUGCGUGGCAUUUACAUCGCAAUGCGUAUGAAGCUAUCAAAAAUUCUGAGUUUCUUCAUGGAUUAAAGCACCUUAUGUACGGGAAUUUUUUUCCGGAUGAGUUUGAAGAUAAAUGGCAUCGCUUAGUAUCAAAAUUCAAACUUUCUAAAAACGAAUGGGUGAAAAAAACAUACGAGAUCAAAAGGAUGUGGGCUUCUGCAUAUUUGAACGACACGGUUUUUGGUCGAAUUAGGACUACGUCAAAAUGUGAAGGAAUUCAUUCGUUGAUAAAGCACUAUAUUAGUGAAAAAUGUUAUCUUUUGGAUUUGAUGCAUAAUCUUAACGAGGCAGUGAGGCAAUAUCGGACAUGA
This is a messenger RNA of Arachis stenosperma, 933 nucleotides long. Its product is annotated as protein FAR-RED IMPAIRED RESPONSE 1-like. The transcript has a single exon. Gene Ontology annotation, biological process: regulation of DNA-templated transcription. Lineage: Eukaryota; Viridiplantae; Streptophyta; Magnoliopsida; Fabales; Fabaceae. The record is from RefSeq and is a predicted model, not a curated record. Bases 1 to 933 code for a protein of 310 amino acids.